This is a messenger RNA of Cucurbita maxima (winter squash), 1929 nucleotides long. RefSeq lists its product as uncharacterized. The record is from RefSeq and is a predicted model, not a curated record. Lineage: Eukaryota; Viridiplantae; Streptophyta; Magnoliopsida; Cucurbitales; Cucurbitaceae. The transcript has 6 exons. Bases 116 to 1834 code for a protein of 572 amino acids.
GUGUUUUGCUUUUUGAAUAGAAUUUGUGAGAGAUGGUUCUUUGCCUUUUCCUUUUGAUUUUGAAGAAGGGAGUACUUAGGAGAUGAUGUUAGACCAAUAAUCAACACCAACAAAAAUGCAAUAUUGGCCUAAACAACAACAACAACAACAACAAGCAGCAGAAGAAGAAGCUGUUCUAAGGCUAUUCUACAAUCUCUCCACCUCCUUCUUCCUUCUUUUCUUCUUCAUCUCCUUCUCCUCCAUUUUACUUUUCAAAUUCCUCCACUUCCUGGGCACCCCUUUAUUCCCAAGAAAUGAGUAUGAAUAUGAAUACAACUUCUCAUCCGAGGAGGAGGAGGAGGAGGAGGAAGAAGAAGGAUAUGGCAACGGAAUCCACGGCGAGACUGGAACAGUGUCGUACCUCGACGAAGAAGCCGAAACUCGGAUGAGUCGGUGGCAAAGGCAGCUUCCAGAUGAAGAAGAAGAAGUAUUGCUCACUGACUUGGAGGAGCCCUGGAUUAUGGACUCCACAGACCCUGAUGGCCAAACCACUACCAAUAGCUCAGUUUAUGAGUCUCCUCAAGCCUUAGAACAACAUCAAUAUCAUCAACACCAAGAUGAAGAGGAAGAGGAAGACCACCAGAUGCCAGAACAACUUAAGGGUUCAUUGGAGGAAGAUAAAAGAAGAGGAGAUGAAAAUAGGAAGAAGGAGGAGGAAGUUAAAAAGGUUAAUGAAAAUGAGAAAUAUUUGGUAUUUGCAGCAACUAAAAUGGUUAAAAAAGAAGAAGAAGAGAUAUUUGGGGAUUCAUGCACCGUUGGAUCAACUUCAAAGAGUUCAUCAGAGUGGAGAAGCUCAAUAAACUGUAGAGAUUCUGGCACUGAUGAUCCAUUUUCUUCUUCUUCAAGGAGGAGCUGCCCCAAAUGGGAAUCCUACACUGUUUUCCAGAAAUAUGAUGAAGAAAUGAUGUUUCUUCACAGAAUCACAGCCCAAAAGCUUCAUGAAACAGAAUCACUCAGAUUAAUUCAAAUGUGUCCAAGAUCAGUAUCAGAGAGGAUUGUUCAUAAGUUAUCAACCAUUAACAAGAAGCCUUCACAUCAUGUAAAGCAAAAUCCUUAUCAAGAACUGGAGGCUGCUUAUGUGGCACAAAUUUGCUGGACAUGGGAGGCUCUUAACUGGAACUAUAACAACUUUGUCAACAAGAAAUUGGGUUCUAAUUGUAAGACAGAUUUGGACACUGGAUGUCCAGCCAAACUCGCUCAACAGUUUCAACAGUUUCAAGUUCUUCUUCAGCGUUAUAUCGAGAAUGAGCCUUACGACCACGGCCGUCGCCCUGAGAUCUAUGCUCGUAUGAGACGUUUGGCUCCUAAUUUGCUCCAAGUCCCUGAAUUUAUAGAUUCAGAUGAAGAACAAAAGGAAGAUGGUUCAAGAAUAUCCUCACACUCAUUUCAAAUGAUAAUGGAAGAAGGAAUAAGAACAUACAUGAAUUUCCUGAAAGCAGAUAAAGAGAAACCCUCUCAAAUUGUAGCUUCAUUUUUCAAGAGGAAAAACAAGGGUUCAGUUGAUCCAAAUCUCCUCCAACUCAUGAACAAAGUUAACCAAAAAAAGACGAAAAAGCUUAAACACCUUCGUCGUGCUGGGAAGUGCUUGAGGAGGAAACGGAAGAUGGGAGUCGAGGAAGAAAUGGAGAUUUUGAUGGGUCUUAUAGACCUAAAAGUGGUGUCUAGGGUUUUGAGAAGCGCAGAUAUAAUAAACGAACAACAACUCCAUUGGUGCGAGGCGAAAAUGAGGAAAGUUCGGAUUUUGGAUGGGAAACUUCAUAGAGAUUCCUCACCUAUUUUUUUCCCACCUCAUUGAUGAAUUAAAGGUAUUUUUGUUGGUUUGGUGAGUCAUCCAUGGAGGAAAGUGACUGUGUUGGGAGAAACCCUUUUGAAAAAAGUUGAAUAUGUGAA